Moesziomyces antarcticus is the source of this 1347-nucleotide messenger RNA. RefSeq lists its product as uncharacterized. NCBI's taxonomy places the organism in Eukaryota, Fungi, Basidiomycota, Ustilaginomycetes, Ustilaginales, Ustilaginaceae. The transcript has a single exon. The record is from RefSeq and is a predicted model, not a curated record. Bases 1 to 1347 code for a protein of 448 amino acids.
AUGGCGGAACACGACCUGUCCGCGCUCGACGGCCUGCUGGGCGAGAUCGACAUCGAAGAAAAGGGCUCCGAAGACCCACGCGCCGCCAAGAUCCAGGCGCUCUUCCAACGCGCCAAGGCCGAGUACACGGCCAAGAUCGACAUCCCUGCCGGCUUCAUCACGCCUCCCUCCGCCUCAUUCGAUGCUGCCAUCUUCCAGGUUCCGACUCCAGCUGACCUUCUGGCGCACCGCAAAGCCGACCGGACCGGAUCGACAGGCCAGGAGUGGACCGCCAACUACCUGUACGUGCAGGGCCACUUUGAGCUCUGCCUCGCCUACGUCGUCUCGUUCGCCGUCUCGAUGGACAUUCCGUUCGCCUUUGGCAGUGCUGAAGCGGCACAGGAGGUGGAUACGUCACAAAUGGCGUUGCGCCGCUCAAAGCAGGAGCGCGAGCUCAGCAAGAACUGGGGUGUCAUCAAGGACGUUGUUGACGUAGGCAUGCGUGCGCUCCUUACGCUGCGUCGCUCCACGCCGCCUGCACAGCACGUCUCGUCAUGGGUGCCAUGCGAGGCAGAUGCGAAGUACGAGUGGAAGCAGGUCGAGCUUGAGACGUUGGCGCAGGGGUUCCUGACGUUUGCCAUGCGCGAAGUGCGCGUGGGGGCGGGCGACACACGCGCGGGAUUCUCAGGCAUGGUGGUUCGCGGAUCCGACGGCAAGCGCGGCGUGGAUAUGGACAAGGUGCAGCAGCAAAACUGGACGGUCACGCACGGUCUCGCACUCACCGCUGGGGACCUUGCGCUCGAGUUCGGCCUUUGGAGGACAGCGAUCGAGGCGCACACACUCUUUCUCGCGUGUCGCGGUGCGAUGUGGCGAGUGCUCAUGGCGCUUGCGCACGAACUCACCGCUUACGCCGACUCGCUCUCGUCCAGCCCCCCACGCGCAGUGGAGGCGCUGCACGUCGUUGCCAAGGCCGCCGUCGUGGCUGCUUUGCAGGCAGUGCCCAGGCGGCGCAAAGUCGAGCUGGCCCAACUCGUCGUCGCCCAACACCGCGUCAUCCCGCAAGCAUGGAUCGACGCCGCGCUCCAACCCGACUUUACCCAGCCCACGCCGUUUGACGACGAAGACACUCUGCUCUUCGACGGGCUUCUUUGCAUGGAGGGGGAGAGGACGGUGGUGCCGGAAGAAGUGGGUGUGGCGCUUGUCAAGGUGGUCUUUGCGAAAAAGAGCGGCCUGCUGGCCAUGUACGACAAGUUCCCCGACUACAUGCGCGAGUAUCGCCAACGUCUGCACUCGCACGACACCGAGUGGGAGGCAGACGAUGCUCCCGACGAAGACGGUGCAGGCCUACGAAGUGUCCGCACGCUUUAA